CCCUGCCAUUUGAAGCAGCAAAUAGCCAGAGGGCUCUGAAGCAGCAAGUACUGAGUAGUCGCGCUCUGCCCCUCCCUCCUCCCUCCUUCCUGGUCUGCCCCAUAAAUGCUCCUACCGUAUGUAGCUGUCUAUUCUGCCUGCCUUUCGUCAUUGCCACGGCCCUUUCAUCUGAAGGUUUUCCUCUCCCUGAAAGGUCACCACCAACGAGAAAGAGUGGAAGACGUGCUCUCCUCCCACCACAUACCUUACCUUACCGAUCCAAAUACAGACACAGAGCACGACCGCGACAGGAACGAUAUCCUACCUACCCUCGCCCGUAUCAGACGUCGCGAACGAACCACUCGCGGCUACUCGACUUCGAUUUCCAUUGUUAGCAGCAGUGGUCAGUCGCCCCAGGGGAAGAAACGGUGCGGCGUGUCUUCCCGCCAGCUCCAGUUCGCCAGCUCCGAACCACACAUAUCCAUCCCCAGUCCCUAGGCCUAGACCCAGCACCAGACGAGGCCUCGAUCCGAAUCGAACCCCUUUCCACCACCACAACUCCUUCCCAUUGACCACUCACGAGACGCAACGAAAUACCACCUACUUCCUUCCUUCUUCACCCAUCUAACAACCUCACGACGACUGGUUCACCUGGACCUGCCUUAUUCGACUCGACCACCUUUUCGGGCCGUGAUGGUGACGAUCGACGUGCUGCCCAGCUGAACGAAUAUCCAUACCAAGCAAUUUUUCAGAUCCGAACCGAAUACCUCCUACUCUUUAUGACGGGAAUAGCAGCCAUCAACAAAAAAAUACAUACUAUGGCGGCUACCGUUGCGCAUGCGAACCCCCUGUCGAACCAGGUUGGCGGAGGCUUGUCCAAGAUGAUGGGCGGAGGCAGUAGCAGUAAUGGCCACACUCAGGCUCAGGUCCAGGCUCAGGCGCAACAACAUUCCGAUGCUGGAGCUGGACCUAUUGCGAGCCGGAAGUUGACUCCUCAGGACUUUCGCGUUGUGAGAACGCUUGGAACUGGAACGUUUGCUCGGGUGUGUCUUGUGCGCCCGGCAAAUGCGACUGAAGAGGAGCGCGAUACCGUUUUCGCGCUGAAGAUACUGCGGAAAACAGAGGUCAUCAAGCUGAAGCAGAUCGACCACGUCCGUCACGAACGUCUAAUUCUCGGCGAUGUUGCCGGCCACCCCUUCAUCACAAAUCUUAUUUCCUCCUUCGCCGACCGCGACCACUUGUACAUGCUGUUGGACUACGUCCCCGGCGGCGAGCUUUUCAGCUACUUGCGCAAGUUCCGGCGCUUCGAGGAGGAGACGGCGCGCUUCUACGCUGCAGAAAUUGUUCUAGUGCUGGAGUACCUUCACGAGCAACAAGGCCGUGUCGCGUAUCGUGACCUCAAGCCCGAAAACCUUCUCCUGGAUGGCGACGGCCAUAUCAAGUUGGUCGACUUUGGCUUCGCAAAGAGGCUGAGCAACAGCUCAGGGCAGCCCAUUGAAACUUACACACUCUGCGGCACUCCCGAAUACCUCGCCCCGGAAGUGAUCCAUAACAAAGGUCACACGACGGCGGUGGACUGGUGGGCGCUGGGCAUUCUGAUAUACGAGUUCUUGACGGGAUACCCGCCAUUCUGGCACCAGAACCCAAUCGAGAUCUACAAGCAGAUUGUCGAGAAGCCCGUCAUGUUCCCUCAUGACCCGCCAGUAUCAGCCGAAGCUCAAGAUCUGAUCAGAUCCUUCUGCACAGUAGACCGAUCCCGACGACUAGGCAACGUUAGCGGGGGAGCAGCCAAGGUCAAAGAACACCCCUUCUUCCGAGGGGUCAACUGGGACGACAUGUACCACCGACGAGUGCGAGGCCCCAUCAUCCCACCGAUUCGAUACCCCGGCGAUGCGCAAUGCUUUGACAUCUACCCCGAGGACGACGGCAAGAGGGAACCAUACACCGAAGACAUGGUCCAGAAAUACGACCAGUACUUCAAGGACUUUUGACGCAAGCUUUGUCAACCUUUUCGACCCAUCAUUGUAUGAAUCAUGCGUUCGGAGUUGUUCUUUACUCGGAGGAGUUGGUCUCCGUAAUUCUUUCAUGUUUUUUUGUUAUGAUACUCCAACCUGUAACUGUACUGCAUGAGACUUGGUAGCGAGGAUCAGGAGAAUGAGCGGCCCGUUCAGCGUCGCUCGAGAGAGGCAGAGCUUGGACAUGGGGAAAGAAGCUGUUAGGCUUUGGUCUGGACUAUGUGUGUGAGGGAAAUUCUGCUGGUCAAACCCUGGAUAAGGUAGGCAUCGCUGGGUAUUGUUCUUUUUCCACCCCAUUUCACUCGGGUAUUUGAAGGCGUUAGAUUACGAUUGGGGAAUUAGCCAGCCUGUACCGGGGGCAAUUCAGG
Colletotrichum scovillei is the source of this 2362-nucleotide messenger RNA. RefSeq lists its product as uncharacterized. Lineage: Eukaryota; Fungi; Ascomycota; Sordariomycetes; Glomerellales; Glomerellaceae. The transcript is spliced from 3 exons. Gene Ontology annotation, cellular component: nucleus; cAMP-dependent protein kinase complex. The record is from RefSeq and is a predicted model, not a curated record. The coding region runs from base 759 to 1970 and encodes 403 amino acids. Gene Ontology annotation, biological process: peptidyl-serine phosphorylation. Gene Ontology annotation, molecular function: ATP binding; cAMP-dependent protein kinase activity.